Molecule: messenger RNA, 2419 nt
Organism: Magallana angulata
Lineage: Eukaryota; Metazoa; Mollusca; Bivalvia; Ostreida; Ostreidae
Exons: 2
Coding region: 1610-2419 (269 amino acids)
Source: RefSeq, a predicted model, not a curated record
UAUUAUUAUCUUUUUCAUAUGUAUUUAUUCGUUUUUGGAUUUUCUAUUUUCGUUUUGUGCAGUACAUUCUUAAAUAUUAUUCAUCUAAAGUUUUAUUGCGCGCGUAUGGUUCUUUAAUUUCAUUGGUUCAUAUUAUUAUCCAAUAAAUUUGAUUCUCUAUUAGUAUAAGUAACCGUUCAACCAAAGUCCAAUUGGGCAGUAUUUCAUUUUAACGACGUCGGACAAUCCAGUGUAUAUCAGCUGCAUCUUGUGGUCAAUGCUUUAAAACGUUUAAUAAAUCUGUUAAACAAAACGGCUGUCUUUUGGAAUUCCUUACUGCUCGGUUACACAUGGCGCUGCGAGAAACCAUCUUCAAGCAUUGACCACCGUAGGAAUUUAUUUUCCAAAUAUGCAGCUAAGUAUCAGAAAGAACUUUCUAUUGUGACAGUGAGUAAAUAUCACGCUGAAUGAUUUCCUGUGUUAAAGUCCUUAUACUUUCCGCGGAGUGAAUUGUGUUCGUGAGUACUGUUAUUACCAUUAUUUUGUCACCAUGAAGAAAGCGGAAUUGCAACAUCGUGUUCAUGAAUUAGAAAUCGAACUAUUAGAAGCAAAACACAGAUCACAAUCCAAACAAGUAAUUGAAAAACAAACUUUUAUACCUGAAACAAGAAAAUUAAAGACUUUUUGUGGCCGCCCUAUGUCAAAAUCCGAUGUUUCUAUUGAUGAUUGGAUAGAUGAAAUUGAAAUUGUAUUCUCAGCACGAAAAUAUACAGAUUUGCAGAAAGUGGACCUUAUCUAUUCACACUUAGAAGGCCAAGCUAAAGAAGAAGUUAAAUUCCGCCCAGAUAUUCGGCAGGAUCCGUACGCCAUAUUGGACUGUCUCCGUUCGGCAUUUGGCAAUCCGGAAUCAGUUACCUCGUUACAACAGAAAUUCUUUGAAAGAAAUCAACAUGAUUCAGAAACAAUUAGACAUUAUUCGUACGCAUUACUAGAGUUAUACCAAAACGUAGUCAGAAAGGACAGUAGUGUUUUUCCAAACAAACACCUUACUUUGUGUGAAAAAUUCGCUAAUGGCUUAAGUGAUUCGUCUUUAAGAAAAGAAGCAAAGAAACUACUCAGAAUAAAACCUACAGAAUUUCACACCUUUCGAGAUGAAAUCAUCGUAUUCAGCGAAGAAGAGGAAACCGCAGACAAUACAAUCGCCACUUCAACUAAACCGAACACGACCAACGAUCAACAGAAUUUAAAUACCCAGACGACCGACUCACCUACAACUGACCAGUUAUUGAAAAUCAUUGAAGCAACAAAAGCAAAUUGACUCUCUAACCGGCUUGAUCAGAGACUGCGGGACCAGCCAGCAAACGAGGGAAAAUCGCAACUAUUCUCGUUCCCCACCUUUGUGUUAUCAGUGCGGUAGAGUUGGCCUUAUUCAGAGAAAUUGCCGUUCUACUAAACCCCGUGAAACAACAACCGGAUCGUCGGAAAACAAAUCACAUCUAUUAAAGUGAGUCCGGUAAUAGAUGAUUAUAAACAGGACUCGAAAUUCCAUAGCCGGGUUAUUGGAAAGUGUCCGGUGAUAAACAUAAGUGUUUCUGGAAUAAAUCUUCCGUGCUUAGUUGAUACUGGUUCUAUGGUUUCCACGGUAACGGAACGUUUCUACCGCAAAUUCAUUGAGCCUCUUGAUACAUCGCUGAUUCAGAACAGUUUUAUUCAACUUAAAGCAGCCAAUGGAUUAGAAAUUCCCUAUAUCGGUUAUAUUGAAGUUGAUGUUCAUUAUCUUGGAAAUAUUCUCAAACAGCGUGGUUUAUUGAUAGUGAAAGACUCGACUGAUGAUUCUACCCGGAAACGUAAGGAAGCUGUACCCGGUGUAAUCGGCAUGAACAUAAUAAGCGAAUGUCGAGAUAUGUUAUCUUCAUGUGAGAUUCCUGUCGAUGGAGAUUUAAAUGAAGUGUUUGCAGAGAAUAGUGUGUUCGAUAAUAGAUCUAUUCAUGGAUUCGCUCGAGUGAAAGGGACUUUCUCUGUACGCAUUCCAGCCAAUACCGCUAUUGUUGUUGAGUGUACCGGACCGCAUAUUGAUGGUGACGUGAUUGUUGAUCCCUUGACCAACGGCGGGCACCUACACCGUAAUUUCCGGACUGUACCUACCUGCGUUACCGUUAGCAAAGGAAAAUUGUGGGCCAGAGUUGCAAACAUCGGUGAUGAAGAUAUAUAUCUAAAACCGCGCACGAUGAUUGGAACUGUGUCGAAAUGUGAUGUGGAGAAUAAAAAUUCAAGCAUUGGAUUUAAUCGUGUCGGCAGUGUCGAAGAAGUAUUUAUUCAGAAAUGUGAAGUGUACGAGAUUUCUUCCAGUGACGAUGAUUUUACGUUACCAGAGGAUAUUUACCAGCUUGAUUGUAGUGAAAAAGAUAAAGCAUUGAUUACGUUAGUGAAAACGGGAUAA